Messenger RNA from Botrytis byssoidea, 1578 nucleotides. RefSeq lists its product as uncharacterized. The transcript is spliced from 3 exons. Bases 1 to 336 code for a protein of 111 amino acids. The record is from RefSeq and is a predicted model, not a curated record. Lineage: Eukaryota; Fungi; Ascomycota; Leotiomycetes; Helotiales; Sclerotiniaceae.
AUGCCGGUAGCUUCCAUAGCUUUAACGCCAUACAGUAACUACCUUGCUCCAGAACAGAUGGAAGUGGAAGAGAAUGAGAAAAAAUGUGAUGAGUCUAACAAAUCAACGCGUCCAAUUCGUCAAAAUUUUGACAUCGCCACAGGGUCUAGGAUGAUGAGUAAAAGUCCCAUACGCCAGAAAUCGAUUCAUUUCGAGGAGAAUUUUGAAUCUUCCUCUCUGAAUACUUUGUACAAUACAAGACACUACCAUUCUCAACUUUUGCAUCACUUAGACCAGGUACCAUAUCAUCUCCUGUGGGGUACACAGAUUGUCCACAAUUGCCAUACCGGUAUCUAAUCGAACAAACUCUUUUUCUACAAAGCUUCAAGAAAAGUUGGGUCUCCUUACACUGACAGCAAGCCACAACCUCGUAUUGGAGUCGGAUUUACGCGUAUCGGAUUAACUAAACCUAGUAAGUCAAUACUAUUUGUGGUUGAUAGGUUCAAUAAGUAGCCGUGGACACCCUUUGAAGAUCUUCGCAAAUCUAUUCAAAGGUCACUUUUUCCCUCACUCUCGUUCAUUUAAGCCAUUUCAUAGCAGACAUUUGAAUUCAAACUUCGCACUUUGAAGGUUUUAUAUUAGUUGAUCUACAGUCUUUUCAAAAGAUCGCGACAUCCUCACAUCACCACAAUCAAUUUAUACCCACCUUUCUCGAUUUUGCUUCAUCGAUUCCAUUUUGUAACAAAAGCAAAUUCUCGCAAAAAUGCUUCAGACCCUCGUAAUUGUUCUCAUCUGCAUCGUGGCCGUCAUUGUUAUGAUCGGUCUAGCCGCAUUGAUCAACACGGCAACGAAGAAGACGGGACCUAACAUUCCUGUCUAAGAUGUAUAAUCAGGAACAAAACGAAAUGUCUUUCAAAUAAUUCCUCUAAGCCACGACUGUUUCAAAGUGAAAACCAACGCUCACAACCAUCUCCUUCCUCCCUCCACAUUUCGAUCUCAAGGCAUGAUGGUCAUGACCAUAUGCCAUACAUCAAUCUUCUUCGUUCAGCGGCUGUCACGAUAUUAUAUGGGUAACGGGGUGCGAACAUGUUUCUAGGGCUCUGGGUUGGUGGAAAUAAUGGCGUCAAUGAUGGAUAUCCGGCGUGUUUUUUUAUGUCCAAUAUGAAGAUUGAGAAAAAUCGUAUCUUCAUGUAUUUUGGGGGAUUGCUGGAUGAAUUGUUCUGGCUAGAUGUCGGUUUCUUCUCCAGUGUUGGAUAUGUACAAAUGUUUAGCGGCUAGAUUGCUACAUGGCUGGUAGGCUUGGCGAGUUUGAAUCCCAGUAUACUUCCUGAGCUCAUCGGGCUCCACGAUGGUACCUCGUUUUAAAGAUUCAUCAAAAAUAGUUGAUGAGUCUGGGGGAAAGGGUAUUAACAGGUUAUGGAAGCAUAUAGGAUGGAGGUAUCGGGGAUCCAUUGUCAUAUGAAUGGAUAUGCUAUAUAUGAUGAAUAGAUUUUCCCGUCUAACAUCAACCUUGACAAUGAAACUGUCUGCUUAUUUUCCCCUUUGAUGAGUCCAUAACAACCGAUUCUUGAAAUCCAGUUGCUUGAAAAUGUUUGUACU